Petromyzon marinus (sea lamprey) is the source of this 1873-nucleotide messenger RNA. RefSeq lists its product as uncharacterized. NCBI's taxonomy places the organism in Eukaryota, Metazoa, Chordata, Hyperoartia, Petromyzontiformes, Petromyzontidae. The record is from RefSeq and is a predicted model, not a curated record.
CGCGGUCGUCGCGAGGACACUUCACUUCUCCUCGCGUGUGGAGGACGUGUCGCAUCUCCGACUCGUGGUGAGGACCACCCACCCCCUCCACCCCAUCCACCCUCAUCUCCUCACCCCGGCACGUCUCCUCUCGCCAGAGAGCGGUGUGAGCGAGCAAGGCACGCGAGGUGUUGCCAGGAGUGCCUCUUCAGAAGCCGGCAUCUUCACUCAGCCGCCUGCCACAGACGCAAUGCUCGCGCUGCGCAGCCGCCCCGAGGGUCCCCGUGGCCUCGGGCCCCCCCCCAAGAAGGCGAGCCCGACGUGCGCGACGACCCCGCGAGGUGUCGCCGGUGGGGACGUGAUCCUCACGCUCGACCAGCUGCUGAAACGCGACGGCGGCGGCGGCGACGGCGGCGUCGUCGGAGCGAGGGCUGCCCGCCCCAAGGAGACGGAGCCUCCGAACGGGAGACACAAGACGAAGAAGAAGGCUGCGUGUCUCAGCGGGGUGUUGGAGGAGAUCGCCAAGCUGAGCCAGGACUUCUCCACGUACCAGGAAGAGCUGCGCAGGAAGUCCAACACGAGCAGUCCCAGGUCCGCGUCGUCGUUGUCCUGCGCCUGCAACGGCCCCGAGACGACCCCCGUCGCGACCCCGUCCCCUCCUCCGACCUGCACGCCGACCCCGGAAGACCACGGCCCCACGGAGCAGAUGAUGAACGCGAGGAACACGUGGCUGAGCUUCCACCUCGGCGUGGAGGAGAGAGAGGAGGAGGAGGAAGGGGAGAGGGAGCACGAGUGCGCGGCCAUCCCUCCCACGGUUCCUCCACGGAGCACCUCUAUCGUGGGAGGGCACAGCUCCUCGCCGUGCGCUCCUCGAAGCAGCAGCAGCAACAGCAGCAGCAGACUGAUGCAGCUGGUGAUGCAGCAGCAGCAGAAGCCCUUGGACAGUCGCUCUAGUGUGGAGCAGCAGAAGCAACAGCAGCAGAAGCAACAGCAGCAGCAGCAACAAAAACAGCAGCAGCAGCACCUGGACAGCCGCUCUCAUGCAGAGCCGGAGUCCCUCGGCCGCCCGGUCACUCUUAAGGCGUCUUCUCCACCGCGACAGGGAGCUGCGAAAUCAGUGGGAACGGUGAGCCGCAGCAGUAGGAGCGGCAGGAACAGAGGCAGCAGCAGCAGCAACGGCAAAAGCAGCAUCAGCGGCAUCAGCAGCGGCAGCAGCAGCGGCAGCAGCAGCGGCAUCAGCAUGAAAGCGCCCACUACGCCCGAGCUUGGGAGUCGAAUCCGGGUGGAUGGCGUCUGCGGUCGGGUCGGGUCGGCGGACGCAGCGUGGCGGAGACACCCGGUGGAUGUUGGCCGUGCGGACGCGAUGCAGGGCGACGAAUCGACGGGCACCCUGCCGCCCCUACAAACGCGCUUCUCUCUGCCCGCCCGUCCCUCCAAGCGCCGUCUACCCUCCCGCUGGGCCGGCCGCGCCCCUCCGGAGAGCCCCGACUCCGGCCGGCAGGAACCACCGAGCCGGCAGGAGCCCACCGCUCGGCCGGCUCCUAAAGGCGCGCGCGUGCCCACCGCGUGCCCGCCGGCGCCCGGAGUCGCCAGGCCCCCCGCUGACUCGUACAACAUUCACGACAUCAUGGACAUUCUCUCGUGGGGGGACCUGCGGUCAUCCGCCGUGUGAAGUGAAAAAAUAAAAGAGCACCCAGCGCUCGCUCCCCGCCCCUCCCCCCGCCGCGCGCGCCACACGUGGAGGGGCACGCACGAGCAUGCACGCGACGUAUGUCAGCACACAAAGACAAAGAUCCCCCGUAUAGACCUUAACAUAAUGCUGGGGCAAGUGCCGUUAGCGAACACCUAUGAAGCCCGACACGGCACACGAGAGGGGAUGGGUGGCCAGCGCCAC